Theileria orientalis strain Shintoku is the source of this 2172-nucleotide messenger RNA. Its product is annotated as ABC transporter. The coding region runs from base 1 to 2172 and encodes 723 amino acids. Gene Ontology annotation, cellular component: mitochondrial inner membrane. The transcript is spliced from 4 exons. Gene Ontology annotation, molecular function: ABC-type transporter activity; ATP hydrolysis activity; ATP binding. The record is from RefSeq and is a predicted model, not a curated record. Lineage: Eukaryota; Apicomplexa; Aconoidasida; Piroplasmida; Theileriidae. Gene Ontology annotation, biological process: transmembrane transport; intracellular iron ion homeostasis.
AUGUAUAGAUUAAAUCCAUUAAUAAACAUUGUACGUUAUAAUGGUAAUAAAUUGUCAGUUUUCUCAAACGCGAGCCGCUCAAGAAGGUUUCUUGACUCAAGAAGAUUUUUAAGUAAUUAUGUACAUAUUGCAUUUAAAAACAAUGGAAUCCAGAGUAAUGUAGAACACAGACUUAGACCAAGCCGUUUGCUUAUUUUUUACAGUGAUACUAAGACCAUUGGAUCGCGUUUCAAUGGUUACAGCUCGGAUUAUUCGAGCCUGUUGCUGCCAUCGACCACCUUGCACCUGAACAGGAACCUAUAUAGAUUUUUUUCCUCUAAACUAGAUAAGAUCCCGGUCCAGAAGCAUGGAAUCUCUAAAAUAUUUAAGCUCCUGUGGCCAACAGAUAACGCAUCCAAGAGAAAGAUCCUGGUUAGCAUGGUCUUUCUGGUAUCUGCGAAGUUGUCGCUGAUCUCAGUCCCACUGUUCCUAUCUCAACUAAUCAGCGCAGUCCUGAAGCCACCUCACGACCCAUUCGGGCUAGUUCCGAAGCUCGAGGUGCUGGGAAUGGACUCGCCGGAGUUCUUGCUCCCGUUCGCGUACCUGUUUGGGUAUUUCCUGUCGAGAGUGAGCACGUCACUGUUCAACGAGCUGAGAAACUCGGUGUUCAGCGCAGUGACGGAGCGCUCAGCGCGAAUCAACGCGUCCAACAUGUUCAUGAACAUACACAACCUGGACAUAGACUUCCUGAUACAGUCGAAGUCAGGAGAGGUGUCGGCAGUGUUCUCUCGAGGAAUCAAGGCAAUAUCGCAGAUACUUCGGAUCACAGUGUUCCAGGUGGUGCCGGUGAUCCUGGAGUUCUCGCUGGUGACGGGGCUGCUGUGCUACAAGGUGGGACCUUCGAUAGCAGCAAUCUCAGCGGCGACAGUGUGUCUGUACCUGCUGUUCACGACGCUCGUGACGAAGAGGAGGAUGGUGAUCAGGAAGGACAUGGCGGACGCGGACAGAAAAGCAUCAGGCUUGUUUCUGGACUCGAUCACGAACGCGGAGGCAGUGAGGUACUACAACUCGCAGAUGACCGAGCUCCAGAGGUACGCGAAGCACCAGAAGGAGUACGAAAAGAACGCAGUCGACGUGCAGAAGAGCCUGGCAUUCUUGAACUUCGGACAGCAGCUGAUCUUCAACUCAGGGCUCUUCGUCUCGCUGCUGCUGACACUGAAAAGCGCAAUCAGCGGAGCCACGGAGAUCAACAACUUCAUCAUCGUGAACACGCUGCUCUUCCAAAUCGGAGUGCCGCUGAACAUGAUCGGCACGAUGUACAGAGAAGUGAAGCUGAGCUUCGUAGACCUGCAGAAGUUCCUUGACCUCGUGAGCAUAGCGCCGAAGGUGCACGAGCUGCAGGACGCAAAGGACCUGGUGAUAGACCACGGGGCCAUCGAGUUCAGGAACGUGAGCUACUCGUACCCGAGUUCGGACUCGGAGCCGCACAUGAUACUGGACGACUUCUCGCUCCUGGUUAGGCCGGGCAAGACAGUGGCGAUCGUGGGCGACUCUGGUUCAGGAAAGAGCACAAUAUCGAAGCUGCUCUUCCGCUUCUACGACCCGACCUCAGGAACAAUACUGAUCGACGGCCAGGACAUAAAGAACGUAACGCUGAGGUCACUGAGAGAUUCACUGGGAAUUGUUCCACAGGAUGUGGUACUGUUCAACGAGUCGAUAAAGUUUAACAUUUCAUACGGGAAGCCAGGGGCAACUUUCGACGAAAUAAUGGAAGCAGCGAGACUAGCUGGAAUCCAUGACACAAUCAUGAGCUUCCCAGAAGGAUACGACACAAUGGUGGGAGAACGAGGAAUGAAGCUGAGUGGAGGGGAGAAGCAGAGAAUAGGGAUAGCAAGAUGUUUCCUAAAGGACCCACAGAUACUAAUAUUUGACGAAGCGACGAGUUCGCUGGAUUUUAAGGCGGAAUCGCAAAUAAUACAAACCUUUAAGGAAAUGGGUACCACCAAGAGCACAAUUAUGAUCGCACACAGACUGUCAUCGAUGCUCAUAGCAGACGAGAUAGUAGUAUUCCGCGGAGGGAGAGUGGUGGAAAUGGGAUCACCAUCUGAACUGUUUAGGAAUAAGAAGGGAUACUUUAGACAGGUGGUCAACUCAAUAAACCUGAGGUCGAGAACAGAAGACUUGUCAUUAUAG